This is a messenger RNA of Symsagittifera roscoffensis, 1874 nucleotides long. RefSeq names its product centrosomal protein of 44 kDa-like. The record is from RefSeq and is a predicted model, not a curated record. NCBI's taxonomy places the organism in Eukaryota, Metazoa, Xenacoelomorpha, Acoela, Convolutidae. The transcript has 10 exons. Gene Ontology annotation, cellular component: centrosome; spindle pole. The coding region runs from base 18 to 1637 and encodes 539 amino acids.
AACUUAUUAAAUAGAGCAUGGACUUGGUGAAUAACAGCUUGCGCAGGCUGCAUUCCCUUGUGGCAAAGAUGAAGUAUACCGGAGAAUUUGAUGCAGACAGGAUGAGAAUUGGAGACAGUUACAGCUUACUACCCAUUUGCAAUUAUGGUCUUCUUCAUUUUUCUUCUAACCUGGCAUUGGAAAUAUCGAAUUUGGGACUAGAAGUCUACGGUACAUCAGAUUCAAAGUUUGUCGAAUGCCUCUAUCGGGUAAUGAGAGAUAUAUUCAAUUAUCAGCCUAAAAUCAAGCAAACACAAUUUCUAUCUAGCACCGGCUUUGCAGAGAAAAAGAUUUCGUUGGUGGCUGAUGUGAUGCAGGCCAUCAAUGAAAAGUACCCAAUGAAACCCAAAUCAAAAAUUGUAGCAGCCAGUAGGGUUUUUCCACCGAACCGAUCUGCCCCACCAAACAUGGGAAGAGUGGAGCGAAAUAUACCCCUAGAAGUCAAAGAAAAUGGGAACGGAGUUAAAGAUCUGGCAGCUAUGUGUCAUCAAUCCAACAUGAGACCUGCCGCAGUAAAAGUAACCGAAAUUGUCGAUGAGAAGACGAUAGCUGCAAAUGGAGAACAACUGGCAAGUUCGGCCUUUCGACAGGUGGGAGUUCCUCAGCCUAUGGUUCAGAACCAUGUUACAAGGGCCGACGACUUUUCAUCUACCAACCGCUUUGCUCAUAUGCUCGCAAAUGGACACGAUUUGGAAACUAGAGAUGUGAGGUCACAGUUAGAAGAACAGUCAAAUCAGCUGAAAGAGGCAAUGAAGUCGGCGAGUGAAAAAGAGGUAGUGAUAGUUGAGAAGUUAGAUCAAGUGUGCUCUAUGUUGGAGCGCCUAAGCUCGCGUCAAGAUCGGCUGGAAUCUAAAGUGGAUGAGUUGCUGAAUAAACCAAAUUCUGAAAGUAGUGCUUCCAGAACCUUGGACAACCUCAGUGCGAGAACGUCUCUGCUGGAGACCAAAAUUGAAAUGAUAGAGAGUGAAAAUUCAAGAAUAUAUCGUCAGAGUCCUGUAGCAUCUAUCACCAGAAACAGCCAUUCAUCAAUUAUCGAUCAGCAGCGUCUUGUAAACGGAAAUAACACAAAACAUUUAGAUGGUUUAUCAAUUACAGAACUAAACGAUAGCAAUAGCUCCAUCAAAUCAUCGAAUGCUAAAUCUCGUGAAGCAAUGUCCCGGCCUCGUGAUCUUCCCAGUCCCAGACCGCAACAGCUAGAAAACAGUGAGCGUAGUUUGCGGCCGGCUGGCACAGAAACUUACAGAGUUUCGGCAGAGACAGAACAAAACUUCAAUCUCAACCGCUCCAAUAUAUCAGUCUCCAAUGUUCUAAAUGGGCUCAAUGCCAGUGAAAUUGUAUCAACAACAGCGGCUCCUGAUGAUUAUUCACGAGGAAACAUGGGCGGAGAGAGAGGAACAGAUGUUUCAACUUUUAAUGAUAGGAGACAUGAAAGCGUCAUUGUUUCGUCUCCUUUGACCGAGCAAAAGGCAAGAAUCGAGGCAUUGUUUCAUGAAACGUCAAGUGCACUGCGAUUCCCUCUGACAACAUCCACGGAUAAAGAAAAUGUUUCAAAUGGCCAUAUUGAAAUUACAGAGGAGGACGGAAAUUUUGCGACUUAGACAUUAAACAUGUGAAAUUGUGUCAAUGCAAUUUAAAAUUGAUAUUUCAGAAAACUCCUGUGGUAUCGUAAAUGAUCUUCAUAGGCAUUGGCUUUGUGUACAAAAUGAUAAAUAUGUAGAUUUGAUGAUUGAAAUGAGAUUUCUGUGCAUGUCUUAGUUUGUAGUAUCUUUUCGUUUCCAAAUUGCAUGGUUUGUUCUUUGUAUUUCAAAGCAUGUGAAUAUAGUCUUGUAGAAAUA